AUGCGGCUCAGCUUGCAUGCUGGCGCCGCUCUGGCGCUCCUUGCCGGCGCCAACGCGGUGCCGACGCCUGCCAACCUCGCCGUGCUCCGGGCGUUAAGCGGACGGGCCGACACGUGCCCGAUCGGCGGUUUUUUCAACGGCAUCGAAGACCAGGGCGACAACGAGGUUCCGCCCGAGUGGAACGGUGGGGGCGGCGAUGGGGGCGGAGACGGCGCAGAUCCUGUCACGCCGCCCGAUGACCCUUUCUUCCUCCGCAUCCUGCCCCUCGGCGCCUCCAUCACAAAGGGCCUUACGUCUGAGCCCUACGGUGGUAAUGGCUACCGCAAGCCGCUGCGCGAUGCCCUCCGCUUCACCGGCUGGCCCGUCAACAUGGUCGGCACCAAGCACGACGGCCUCAUGCACGACGACAACCACGAGGGCACCUCAGGCUUCCUCAUCUCCGAGGUCAUCGCCGCCGCAGAUCUCUCCAUCCCCUUCCUGCCCAACAUUGUGCUCGUCAACGCUGGCACCAACGACUGUGAGCGCAAUAUCGAGUUCGAAACGGCUCACGAGCGCAUGAAGACCCUCGUCGACAAGCUGCGGAGCAAGAUCCCCGGCGUCACCGUCAUCGUGUCCACGCUGGUUCCGCACAUGUGGCCCGAUGCCAAUGCACGUGUGACGACGCUCAAUCAGCGGUAUCGCGAUCUCGUCAAAUUCAUGAACGACGAGCAUGUGCUGCUGGCCGAUAUGAACACGGGCUGGCUUACUCAAGCCGAUCUGACCGACAAGACGCAUCCCACCCAGGAGGGCUAUCGCAAGAUGGCGGCUAUCUGGGAGCGCGCCAUAUACGCAGCCCUGUCACGUAAUGUCGUCACCAGGCCGGCAACCACACCGUACGAUGAUAUAGGCGGCAACUCCUGCCUCAAGGCAUUCGGCUCAGGCAAUGAGCGCGGUGUGGUUAAAACGCAGGCCGGCUCCGGGCUCGAUGAUGGUCCCUAUAUCCAUGCCAGCAGCUCGCGUGGCAUCUUCAACACACUCGCGUUUGGCUCUGAUGAUGAGGACUCGCACCAGCACAGAUUCUUCGCCCAGCUCGUCAACGUCCACGGCGGCUACCGCGAGAUGGCCAUCGACGAGCACGUCCGCCAGAUCGUCGGCACCGACGGCAGUCUCCGCUUCUUCGAGAUGAGUCUCAAUCAAGGCAACGGUGACUUCACCAGCGGAGGGACCAUCAACGUGCAGAAUGAUUGCAAAGCCAAGGGGGUGCAUUGGGGCGAUGUGAAUGGCGAUGGACUCGACGACUUCAUCUGCAUUGGCGCCGAGGGCAACAUGUAUGUCUCCAUCAACAAUGGUGGCAUAUCGCCCCUCUUCACCUAUAUCGGCCUCGUCUUCUCCGUGCCUAGUGGCUACUCGCAGGCUAACGUGAGACUGGGCGACAUCGACGGCGAUGGUCGUAUUGACUACUGUGUUGUGGGUGCCAAUGGUGAUGUACGCUGCUGGCGCAACGGUGGCAUAGGCGGCGAUCCGGAAUACUGGCAGGAGAUGGGCCCUGGUGGCCAGAUUGUUUUUACUGGAAAAGGGAUGGGUGACAUUGCUGGAGUACGCCUCGUCGACAUCAAUGGUGAUUUCCGCGCCGACUGGGUGUACGUUAACGACGAUGGAUCGACCGUUAUCUACAUCAACCAGCGCGGCAUGAGCAAGAACCUGAUCCCAACCUGGAUCAAAGCACAGUCGGGCCACGGAGGCAUGGGCGUCGCCGGCGCGAGGGAUCGAAUCCGCUUCUCCCGAAUCUAUGGUAGCAAUCGGGCUGACUAUGUGUACGUCUAUCGCGAUGAAACCGGAGGCAGGUUCUUUGACCGCAUCAAGAUCUGGGAGAAUACAGGCAAGGGCGGCACCAAGCUUAAAGGCGAUGGUACGCGAUUCUGCGACAUGCGCGGACUGGGCGCCGACGAUAUGGUAUGGGUCAAGAGCACAGGUGAGAUCUCGAUCUACGAGAACAUGCACCGCAACGGCCAGUGGGACUCGACGCCACUGUGGAAUGUGAUGGGUGAGGUUCUGCAAACGUAUCGCGACCGCAAGAGCAUUCACCUCGGCGAUUGGGACGGCGACGGCAAAUGCGAUGUCCUCAGCGUCAACCGUGACAACGGCGCUGUGGAGGUGUGGCGUAAUGACUGGUCCUCCGCCAGAGGCUACUCUUUCACCGCUAUGGGCCAGAUGUCUAGUGGUGUCUCGUGCACUCAGGGUUGGGGUCCGGGACUUUACGAUCUCGGCGUCCGCUUCGCCCACCUCGACGACGACAAGCGUAUCGACUACCUGUGCAUCGAGCCCGAUGGCCGUGCCGACGGAUGGCUUAACACCGCAAAUGACGGCAUGAAGACCUUGGGCCAGGUCAAGAGGACCGAAGGCAAGGACCGGGCAAACCUGCGAUGGGCGGAUGUCGAUGGUGACGGCCUGGACGACUUUUUGUUCAUUGAAAAGUUCACUGGCGAUACGUCUGUAAACCUCAACGCUGGCUUUCAGGAGGCUUCGGGCAGCGCCAUAUUCUGGAACGGUGUCGGCAAGCGCUAUCUAGGGCCCGGCUACGGCCCAAACCUUCACUUCCCGAACCUGGGCGGGCUGGGCGUAGCCGACAUGGUCCAAGUUAAUCCUCAGACGAACGAGGCCUGGACCUGGUUCAACGACUGCUCGGUGGGCGGAAGCCAAGAUGACGAUGAUCCCGUCAAAGAUCCCAACCUCCCCGUGCCACCUUCGUCUGGAGGCGGAGGAGGAGGUGAUGGUGGCUUUGGCGAUGGCAACGGAGGAUCUGCUCCCCCACCGGACGUUGGGGGUGUCUACUCCAAUCUCCCACAUUUCCCAACAUUCGUCUCACUGGGUGACAGCUACGCCGCAGGCAUUGGUGCAGGUAGCCAGGCCGAAAACAAGUGGGACGCACAGGCGGAUUACCAGUGCUUCACGACUGUCAAUGCCUACGGCCACAAUUUCUGGACCACCAACCUGGGCGACAAGAAUUUCGACUUCCUUGCUUGCACAGGCGACAAGAUCGAGAAUGUGCUGACAGAUGGCUCCCAUAGCCGUCCGUCCCAGAUAUCUAUCCUCAAGGACCAGAUUGGCGGCUCUCAGCUCGGCAUGGCAACACUGUCCAUCGGAGGAAACGAUGCCAUGUUUGCAGAAGUCGCUAUCCGCUGCCUGUUUUUCGGAAUGAAUUCGUGUGACCAAUACAUGGCCGACGCCGAACUAGCCGUCGUAGACAUGCGCCCCAAGCUGGUCGAAACUUACCGCGCCGUGCUCGACGCCGUCGAUUACCAGUACUUCACGCUCGUCGUAACUGGCUACGCCUCCUUCUUCAACGACGAAGACCAAUCUGGUUUCGGGCCCGAUGAUGAGAACUGCGACAAGCAGACCAUCUCUGUGGUCGAGUCCGAUAACGUCCUCAACAAGCACGUCCCCUACCUGACCCGCUCCAUCCGCCUCGAGCUCAACCGCGCCGUCCAGGCUAUGAACAAGCAAAUCCAGUUGGCAAUUGAAGAAGUCCAAGCCGACUACCCCUUCAAGCGCGUCAAAUUCGUCGACAUGGAUCCCCUCUUCGACGGCCGCCGCUUCUGCGACAAAGGCUCCGACGGCAAACUGCUCGACCUCGAAGACGUCUACUUCUUCGUGCCGUACGCCGACGACAUCACCGAGACAGGACACGAGCUGAACCCACGUGACACCGACGGCGUCAAAGCCGACCUUACGAAGCGCGACGCCGCAGGCUCCGAGUGCGAGUCGUGGAGCGGUUACUUCUCCGAUCUAUGGGACUGCGCGUGGGCGCAGGCCGUGGCGCAGGCGGGCAGCGACGAUCCUGUCGAUGUUGGUGUCGAUGGGGAGAAGUAUCCUGAUAUAGCGGGGAGGAGCUUGAGUUUCAUGACGAAGAACGGGUUGUAUAAGGCGAUGCAUCCGAAGAGUGUUGUGCAUCAGAGGUUGGCGAAGAAGAUCAUGAGCGAAUGGGAGAGGUGGGGUGCGACGGAUUAA
Molecule: messenger RNA, 3987 nt
Organism: Didymosphaeria variabile
Lineage: Eukaryota; Fungi; Ascomycota; Dothideomycetes; Pleosporales; Didymosphaeriaceae
Gene: agn1
Product: Glucan endo-1,3-alpha-glucosidase agn1
Exons: 3
Coding region: 1-3987 (1328 amino acids)
Molecular function (GO): phosphatidylcholine lysophospholipase A1 activity
Source: RefSeq, a predicted model, not a curated record